UGGGAGCUCCGAAGCUAACAACAUCAUCAACGACGACAAAGCCCCGGGGGCAAUCGUUGAUACGCAGCAGCAGAAGAUGACGACGAGCCGGUUCCGCGCGAAUCUUCCCGCGCUGCUGCUGCUCACGGCCGUCACCUCGCUGGCCUACAACCGCGCCGUGCUGGAGCGGUCGCGGACUGAAGCGCGCCGGACCCACGUCCAGCAGCUCGCCGUGCUCCAGCAGCUCCUGGGCGCGACCACGUCAUCGGCGGCGCCGCUCUCUGCCGACGAGCGAAAACGGCUAGCGCGGCGCUGUGAGGCACUCCAGCUGCAGCCUGCUCGCCUGGGUUUCCGUCCCGAGGACCUGCCCGACGACGAGGAGCGCGCGGCGCUCGCGCGUGCCCGGCGCGCACAGGAGACGAGCUGGGCCGAGGCGCUCUUUGGCGGCGGCGAGAGCCUCGUGCGCGCGCGGGCGGCCAUGGGCAGAGCGAUGGACGAGAUCAGGAGCGCUGUCAGCGGUGUUCGUCCGGCUUCGGCCUCGGCUUCGGCGACGUCGACGACGAGCAGAGGAGGCGUGGGGGAGGAGUCGAGCGAUGAUGCCGAGAAGGAAUUGGAGUGGAUCAGAGCUCUCGAGGAGGAGAGUGCUCCUGCUGUGCAGGCGACAGAGGCAAGACCAGAGCCAAACACAAGACCGCAUGAAAACGUCGCACGAGCAGCAGUGGCAGCAGCAGCAGCAGCAGCGACAACAGCGGCACCACAGCGAGGUGGAGAUGAGGCUAAGGGGAAAGGUUGGACGAUGGAAUGGAACGUUUUUGGUUUUGGGUCAGGAAAGCAAACGCUGGUGCCGGCUUCUGCGCCGCCGAGGAGGGAGCAAGAGAGGGAGACGGCGAACGACAAGAAGGAGAAGAGACCAGCAGGGACUAACACCAUUGCAGGCAAGCGAGUGUAUUUGUAAUUUUGUCUUGUAGUAAAGAAGAGGGGGUGCGCAUAC
Molecule: messenger RNA, 970 nt
Organism: Acaromyces ingoldii
Lineage: Eukaryota; Fungi; Basidiomycota; Exobasidiomycetes; Exobasidiales; Cryptobasidiaceae
Exons: 2
Coding region: 77-934 (285 amino acids)
Source: RefSeq, a predicted model, not a curated record